GCUCAAUUUCGUUUUCUUUUGCGGGUAUCCUUUAUUUUCUCAAUCUCUCAAUCUCUCCAUCUCUCCCUCCCUGUCUCUCCCUCUCCCUCUCUCGCUCUCGCAGCCGUUGAAGAUCUCUGUCACGUUUGUUUCUUCAUUCCCUACCUAUUCGCCGUCGUGUCGCCUUCCACAAAUAUACCAACCCAAAACGUCAUGGCGCCUACAAUUGACGUGACGUGUUUUUUUUUCCCCAUCUUCACUUUGCGUUGUUGUAUGAUCGGGUGGUUCAGGUGUGAUGCGAUCAUGUGCUCAUGUGCUCAUGUUCAUGCUUCAAGCUUUUUUCGUGUAUCUGUGUGUGUGUGUUGGGGGGCUUCCGUUUUGCUGUCAUCUCUUUUUUUUCCUUUUUUUCGGGGCUUGUUUCGUUUCGUUCGUUCCGCUUUGUUUUCCUUUUCUUUUCUUUUCUUUACGAAGGUACCGGGAAUUCUGGUCCAGCUACUUUUUUCCCCCUACGAUGUGUGCUGUGGUGAGAUCGGGCGGAGGGGUGGAGGGGGAGGUUGGAGGGGGGGAGGUUGAUUUCUGCUGCUCUUCUGCUUCUGCUCUUCUGCUCGCA
This is a messenger RNA of Tricharina praecox, 589 nucleotides long. RefSeq lists its product as uncharacterized. The record is from RefSeq and is a predicted model, not a curated record. Lineage: Eukaryota; Fungi; Ascomycota; Pezizomycetes; Pezizales; Pyronemataceae. Bases 193 to 552 code for a protein of 119 amino acids. The transcript has a single exon.